CAUUUGCUCUCACCAGAAGAUCAUGCCUACAUGAACAUAACCCUGCCCUUUUCGCACAGGAAAACGAACUUUGUGCCGGGCUGUAAAUUCGAAGCGCAGUGUUGCUCUCCCGUUAUGUGCUCAAAUGCGCUCUAUGCAACCCGACAGAAAUAUGGAGUCAUCUGUCUUGACUGAGUCACGACACCGCUGCGUCCCGGAUUUCAAAAGUUUUCUCAAGGCUCGCAUGCAAUUGUCUUGCACAUUCAUAUCUUGGCCGACCCGGAGAUCCUCCUUCAUCAGCAUCAGCAUCAGCAUCAGAAUCAGCAUUAGCAUUGCCGUCAUCAUGUUCGUGAGACUUCUCCCCAUCGACACUCAAUCGAGGUCUACCACCAAAGUCCGGAUAUCAAACGCGCGACCUGUGGCAGCCACAGCUUUCGAUCACUCAACGACGAGCUCGACGGUAUCUAGUUGUCCAGACUUGCACUCGCCAUCGGAAUGUUUUAUCGCACUAGAAAGUUCAAGAGACCAGGCAUGCGAUAUCCAGCACACAAUAAAAUAUCUCUGGACCGCUUUAACAUACGACAUAUCUCCCGCCAGAUUUACGUUGCGCAACUUGAGUCGCAAAGAGCAAUCAGAUAUCAGAUUUCUUCGCUCGCAAAGUCUGAUCAACAAAUUUAUCAAAGUCCUCAACGCCGAUCUGGAUAUGAACCUCAAAUUCAAUAUCAGGGGCGCCAUCAAGCUGAAUGUCGUGGCUACGAUUAUUCAUCGCGAGAAAAGGUAUCUGGCGCAUUUCCUCAAAAUGUGGGAUAUACUGGAGCCGCAUUUGCACCAACUAGCUUUUUGCGGGAUUGCGUGGUCCAAGGAGGUUUUCGAUCUGCUGGAGUUGAUGCUGCAGACUAUGCGACGAUUGCAAGAUCAGCUUUGCGAUGUGCAUCACGACCUUCGCAAUUUUCUGGACUCUCGAAAAGCUUGUGCGACACAAAAUCUGGGAUUCGCAUCAGCAAGCUUGAGUGCGAGUACUGGGUAUGCAGAUUCUCAGUUAUAUUCGGGCUUGCGAAAGCGUGGCAGUGGGUCAGUGAGGGGUUCUUGCAAAUCGUCAAGUACUGCAGAUAGCAGCUUCCUGUUGAACCAAAGACAAAUGGCUAGAUGAGAGCGGGGUUGAAUGAGUUGCUCGUGAAAGAGGAAGUGGCAGCUUGCCUUGAGUGGGCCUUCCUUCGAUAAAAACCAGAAAACACACACUUUGCACUCCACUGAACCGACAAGAAAAACAGUUCUCUCACCCUGAUCGCAAUUUCCAUCAGCCAAUCCGCAAAGCUGUCAACAUACACAAACAUAUUGAGAUCUGAGACAUCGGCCAGCAAGAUAACAGGGGUUUCUAUGCACCCGACGGGUGCUUCAUCAAUCGUCAAAACCUUCAU
This is a messenger RNA of Aureobasidium pullulans EXF-150, 1397 nucleotides long. RefSeq lists its product as uncharacterized. The transcript has a single exon. The coding region runs from base 125 to 1129 and encodes 334 amino acids. NCBI's taxonomy places the organism in Eukaryota, Fungi, Ascomycota, Dothideomycetes, Dothideales, Saccotheciaceae. The record is from RefSeq and is a predicted model, not a curated record.